UUCAAAAAGUGGCGCGAAUGCGAUUGUAAUAUAAUCUUGAAAAAAAAUUAGUAGAAAUUGAUUCGAUAGCGAAAAAAUGAAGCAGUUAGAAUUUAAAAGGCUGUUAGAAAUAAAAAGUCUUAGAAGAAAUCAAUCGUCAAGAUCUUCAAGCUAUUAACAUGUAUAUUGACAAGCUCAAUUUAAAAAUUUCGCGCCACUGCAUCUCGCGCGUAAAAUGUCUAGAUGGAGUUUAAAUACAAGUUUCUACAGUUUUCUACAGUUCCCUGUUUCAGUUUUUUUUAUAAUUAUAACAAAUCUCCAAUCUUGUUCUCAAGGUUGAUGUAUACAUAAUAAUAAAAAUUGUUUAUAAAAAAACCGGAAAUAACAAUAAAAAAAUGAAUUGGAUAAAAUGGGCACUAAUAAAUCCUCAUUUAAUUACUGGAGCAGGCGCGUACGUGAACAAUGUAAACAAAAGACUAUUUUUUAUUUCACGUGUUCUGGAUAAGGGAAAAGAAAAAGGUGACAAGAAAAAAAAAUUUGAUAAAGCUCAGCCCAUUGAUCUACUUGAAGCAAAACAGAUACUAAAUGUUGACAAGUACACGUCGCAGUUGGAUUACGCGCUCGAGGACAUGAAAAAUAAUUUUAUAAAACAUCUCACCCUGAGAUCGGCUGCUGGAUCUAUCGAUCAUGUCCAAGUUACUUUUGAAGGGGAAGAAUAUUUGCUGCAGGACCUCACGCAAAUUGCGCAUAAGCCGAAGAUGGUUGUGUUGAAUGUGACAACUUUUCCGCAGGCGAUUCCAAAUAUUUUGGAGGCUUUAAGUAAGAGCGGGUUGAAUUUAAAUCCACAGCAGGAUGGAACAACUUUAUUUAUACCUAUUCCGAAAGUCACGAAAGAACACCGCGAGGGUUUGUCUAAGAAUGCCAAGGCAUUGUUCAUAAAAUGCCGGGAUAAUAUCAAAGAUAUAAGAAAUAAAGAAAUUAAAAAUCUUAAAAAAGUUUCAUCGGUUAAUGAAGAUCAAAUCAGAAGAGUACAGAGUCAGCUGGAGGCACUUUGUGAUAAAUAUAUCAAGCAAGCUGAGAGUAUGCUUGAUACUAAACAGAAAGAACUUCUAAAAACUGAUUAAUUUUUAUUGUUGAAAUAGUUAUUAAAUAAAUUCAUUAUUUGUAUUAUUAAUUUUUAAGUAAUUCUGUAAAUAAAUGAUUUUUUUCCAUUUAA
Molecule: messenger RNA, 1195 nt
Organism: Microplitis demolitor
Lineage: Eukaryota; Metazoa; Arthropoda; Insecta; Hymenoptera; Braconidae
Gene: mRRF1
Product: ribosome-recycling factor, mitochondrial
Exons: 5
Coding region: 375-1103 (242 amino acids)
Biological process (GO): translation
Cellular component (GO): mitochondrion
Molecular function (GO): ribosomal large subunit binding
Source: RefSeq, a predicted model, not a curated record